ACCUUCCAUUAUAACCCCACCCUUCUCUCUCUCUCUCUCUCUCUCUCGCGUAUAAGCAGUGUGCUCUGCAAUCUGCAUUCUGUAGUACUACUCUCUCUGUAAAUCCCAUCCCAGCCACCAUUAAAGCUUUGAUAUUUCUUCAUCCACUGAGCUUUGGAUCCCAAAAACCUCUCAGUCGCCAUGCUUUAGGUUUUUUGAUUGAAAAGGAGGAACUUUAAUGGAAGUAGAGAGACCCCAUCAUCGCAAUAACAGCAGCGAGCUCUUCAUCUGCUUCACCUCUCGCUUGUCCUCCUCCUCAUCCAUGAAGCUCUCGUCAAAGUCCAUUCUCAGCCCAGGUCGCAGCAGAGAGCCGUCUCAGAUUUCUCUAUCCACCUCUCUCAGCAGAAGGCUCAGAAACAGUGGUAGCAUCAAGGGUGGUAAUGGCCAAGCCUCUCCGAUGUUCCCGACGACCGGAAAGAAGAGAGGAUGUGCGUUCGAAAACCCAGAACCAUCUUCGCCGAAAGUAACAUGCAUCGGGCAAGUUCGAGUGAAGACGAAGAAACAGGGGAAGAAGAUGAGGGCGAGGUCAAAGAAGAGAAGAGGAGAAGCAAGCUUUCGAAAAGCAGAGCCGGGGUUUUCAGAUCUUCAGAAUUUGCAGCAAGAGGCGGGGCUGACUCAUCGGAGCCAGAGAUGGGUUCAUCUGCCACUGACGAUUUGUGAAGCUUUGAGGGCGUUCGGGGCUGAGUUCAGCUGUUUAUUUCCUUGCAGGUCUUCUUGUGGGAGGGAGAAAGACGAUGAGAAGAUGGGGAAAGGAGAGGGAUCUGGUGGAGGACAGAGCAGGGAGGGUUCUUGUGGGGCAGCAUUUGCGAGAUGGUUGGUGGCUUUGCAAGAAGGAGAAGCUAAGGGCAGAGAGAUUGAGUUGGUGGUGGGUGAAGAGAAUGAAGACGACGAUGAUGAUAGAAAGGAUGAUAGCCCAGAGAGAAGCAGAAGAAGACACGUGUUUGAAGAUAUUGAGAUCGAUAUGGAGAAGAAACAUGAGGAUGAAGAUAAGGCGAGGGUGAGUAUAUGUAUUCCGCCAAAGAAUGCUCUUUUGUUGAUGAGGUGCAGAUCUGAUCCUGUGAAAAUGGCUGCUCUUGCCAAUCGGUUCUGGGAGUCACCUGCUCCGAAAGAUGAAGAUGAACGAGAUGAAGAACUACAACAAGACGACGACGACGAACAAGUACACAUGGAAGAAGGAGAAGAACAGGGAAAAAUUCUAGUUCCAGCAGUGGAAGAAGAGGGCAGCAUUUGUGAAGAAGCCAAUGAAGAGCGAGAAAUCCCAGAAGCAGAAACGGAAGCAGAAGCAGAAUCACUUUUAGAAGCUUAUGAAUUUGAAAUCCCAACAAUCCCAGAAAUUAGUAAAGUUGCUGAAGCAAGUGGAGAAAAGCCAGAGGUUGAAGAAGAGCAAAAAACGGAAAACGAAGUUGAAGUUGAAGACGGUAAUGGCAAUCAGAAAGACGAAAACUGCUUGUGUGAUUUUUCGCCUGAGGUUAUAUCAGAUCUCGAAAAACCAGAACUGGAAGAGGUUCGUGAAGAGAGACUGGAGGAGAAGGAAAAAGGCAAAGAUUUUUGUAGCAACGAACAAAAUAUCUCAGAACCUGCUUCGUCGUCACCGCCUGUAAUUUCUGUAGCAUCAGAAUCAGAAAACAAUGAAGAAGCAGUUGCAAUUUCGGUGACGCCUGAAACAUCAGCACAAGAAGCAACUGUGGAGUCAACGGAAAAGGAAGAAGGAGAGAAAGAGACCAAAGAGGAGCCUAGGGAAGACGAAUCGACGGCGACCCAAUAUAGAUCCGACGCGGAAGACCCGAAACCCAAAGAGCAGAAACAGGGUCCGGUUCUACCCGAUUGCUUGCUGUUGAUGAUGUGCGAGCCGAAGCUAUCUAUGGAGGUGUCGAAGGAGACGUGGGUGUGCAGCACGGACUUCGUCCGGUGGCUGCCGGAGAGGCCGGCAAAGAGAAAGGACGGUGGGGAUGAGCCCAAGAAGAGGAUUAGCAUCGACGCCAAGCCACCGCUGGCACCGCCUCAGCUGAUGCAGCCACCAAGAUCGUCGUGUUCGUUUCCGGCACCGGCGGCUCACGGCGGAGGGAUGUCAAUGGCGAGCAUGAUAGAGCAAAAGCUGGUGGGGUCCAACGCCUACGAGCCAUUCGUUUUGACUCGUUGCAAGUCGGAGCCGAUGAGGUCAUCGGCGAAGCUGGCGCCGGACGCUUGUUUCUGGAAGAACAGGAAGCUGGAGACGCAUCACCGUCCGGCUCCGCUCGGCGUCGGCACUGCUGGGGUUGGAUUUUGAUCUCAAUUCUUUUUCUUUUUCUUUAUCUUUAUCUUAUUAUGAAAAAUAAUCUAGAAGGUAUGAUUCCGUAGAUUAUUGGACAAGGUUUGGAAUCACAGUCAUCAUGAGGUUUACCGCCUCUGGUUUCCCUUGUAAAUUUAUCAGUGAUUUUCUUUUUCAGGUAAUUAUUGUUCGGGACUGUACGUGUUUAUUUUUUUCUGAGCCAUUUAACAAAAUUGAAGAUGUCUACUUUUUCGUCCCU
This is a messenger RNA of Prosopis cineraria, 2546 nucleotides long. RefSeq lists its product as uncharacterized. The transcript has a single exon. Lineage: Eukaryota; Viridiplantae; Streptophyta; Magnoliopsida; Fabales; Fabaceae. The record is from RefSeq and is a predicted model, not a curated record. Bases 218 to 2305 code for a protein of 695 amino acids.